Molecule: messenger RNA, 1598 nt
Organism: Gigantopelta aegis
Lineage: Eukaryota; Metazoa; Mollusca; Gastropoda; Neomphalida; Peltospiridae
Product: armadillo repeat-containing protein 8-like
Exons: 15
Coding region: 1-1533 (510 amino acids)
Biological process (GO): proteasome-mediated ubiquitin-dependent protein catabolic process
Cellular component (GO): GID complex
Molecular function (GO): protein binding
Source: RefSeq, a predicted model, not a curated record
AUGUCAUCAGUCGUCACACUGUACGUCGUCGACUACAACAGCAUGACAAAAGAACACCAGGACAUUUUGUGCAGUAAUGGUGCUAUAGCAGCCUUAGCUCCACUUCUAGCAUCCGAUGUAUACAAGGUUCAGAUGCCGACGCUGAAGUGUUUUGCUGUGCUGUGUUAUGAAAAUGAGAACAGUGCAGCACAAAUAUCAACAGCUACCUAUAACGGGGAGUCGAUCCCCAAACUUCUGGUUCGUCUGCUGGCUCGUGACAAAACGUCAGAGAUGCAGAUAGCCGCAGCCAAGUGUCUCACCUACUUGUGUCGCUGUGGAGCAAUCGAAGCAGACAGCCCCACCAUUGUUCUCAAGACUCUUCCCACACUAGUCCGGAUGUGUAAAAAAGACCGCCCCCUGGAGGAGAAUGUUGAAGGAGCCGAGACUCUUGCCUAUCUUAUAAAAGUUGACCCAGUCCUGCAACGAGCGGCCGCCAUUUCCGAUCACAUCAUGAAGGCGCUGGCCGAGUAUCUCAAAUACACAGAUAUCGAGCAGAUCGGGUCGAGAACCAUGAAGAAAAAGGAUGUGAACUGGGGGAAUGAGAUGAGACAGGCAGCGUUCAAGGCGUUGGCAUCUUUAGGAGCUAACGACGAAGAUAUCCGCAAGAAGAUAAUAGCGACGGAGAAUCUCAUGGACCACGUGUCAACUGCUAUGAACAGUCAGAACCUCAAAGUUCAGAUUGCUGCCACCAGGUGUCUCCACAGUCUGUCGCGGUCCGUUCAGCAGCUGAGAACCUCAAUACAAGACCACAACAUCUGGAAACCGUUACUUAAGCUUAUUCAGUGUGGGGAUGAAGAGGCGCUGGCCAUUGCUUCAUCAACGUUGUGUAAUCUGCUCUUGGAGUUCUCACCCAGUAAAGAGCCAAUCCUUGAGGCAGGAGCUAUCAACAUCCUGGCUGACUUGACAAGCCGGUCAGACCCGGCGUUACGCCUCAACGGAGUCUGGGGUCUUAUGAACAUGGCGUUCCAGGCAGAACAGAAGGUUAAACUUCAGAUCGUGGAGACCCUGGGUUCAGAACAACUCUUCUGUCUUCUCUUUGACUCUGACACCAACAUUCUCAUGAAGACGCUGGGGCUGCUUAGGAACCUGCUGUCAAACCAACAACACAUUGAUGACAUCAUGGGGUCAUAUGGAAAUCAGGUUAUGCAAGCAGUCAUCUUUAUUUUAGAGGGAGACCACUCUGUAGAAGUCAAAGAACAGACACUGUGUAUCCUGGCAAACAUCGCUGAUGGUGACCAGGCUAAAGAUGUUAUAAUGGAAAAUGAUGACAUUCUGAAGAAACUCACAUCAUACAUGGUUCACAGUAACGUCAAACUUCAGAUAGCGGCCAUAUUGUGUGUUCUUAAUCUUGUAUCAAAGCAAGACGAAGGUGCCUUCCACAGACAGGAGCGAUUGAAAAAGAUGGGUGUCCAGAAAUUACUGCAGCAACUGUUGAGUACCCAGGAUGCAACACUGUUUGAAAAAGUGAAGCAAGCAUUACAGCAGUUUACGUAACCAGAGGAGAAAGAUUCAGUCAAUCAUUGAUCAAACAGAACUUUUUAAUAAACAGAUAAUCACUA